AUUAACAUAAUGUCGAAGGUAAUCAAUCAAUGAGUAUUAAAACGAUUUUGUAUAAUCUUCGUUUUAAAAAAGAGUCAGAUCAUUUUCAAAACUGGAUGGAUCUGUUCUUUAGAAUAAUUAAUAGAAUAUAUCAAAUUAUAUUCAAUGGACUAUCUGGACAUAGUUUAUUAAUUCAAAAUACUUCAAAUCAUUCUAUAAUCGAUAACAUGUAUUAUACGGAAACACAAACUACUUGGAAGAAUGCAGAUGCUGUAUGCUUUGACGUGGAUUCAACCUUGAUCCAAGAAGAAGGUAUUGAUGAACUUGCCAAAUUUUGUAUGAAAGGCGAAGAAGUUGCUAAUUUGACUAAAAAGGCAAUGGGCGGUUCAAUGACGUUUGAGGAAUCAUUACGCUUACGUUUAAAUAUAAUCAAACCAAAUUUGGGACAAAUUAGAGAUUUUAUUCGAAUGCAACCACCAAAAUUAACACCUGGUGUUAAGCAACUUAUUCAAACUCUACAAAGUCGACAAAUACCAAUUUAUUUAAUUUCUGGUGGAUUUCGUUCGAUAAUUGUUCCAAUUGCUAGUCAAUUAAAUAUACCUUUGGAAAAUAUAUUUGCGAAUCGAUUAAAAUUCUAUUAUAAUGGAGAAUAUGCUGGAUUUGAUGAAAAUGAGCCAACAUCGAAAAGUGGUGGAAAAUCUCAAGUAAUACAAUAUUUAAAAGAAAAAUUUGGAUAUAAAAAUUUGGUAAUGAUUGGAGAUGGUGCAACAGAUUUAGAAGCGUGUCCACCAGCUGAUGCAUUUAUUGGUUACGGUGGAAAUGUCAUCCGUGAAAAGGUAAAAUCAAAUGCAAAAUGGUUUGUAACAGAUUUUCAGGAAUUAAAUCAAGUGCUUAAACAUGAAUAAAGCAUUCCAAUAUA
Molecule: messenger RNA, 898 nt
Organism: Chrysoperla carnea
Lineage: Eukaryota; Metazoa; Arthropoda; Insecta; Neuroptera; Chrysopidae
Gene: aay
Product: phosphoserine phosphatase
Exons: 6
Coding region: 30-884 (284 amino acids)
Biological process (GO): dephosphorylation; L-serine biosynthetic process
Cellular component (GO): cytoplasm
Molecular function (GO): L-phosphoserine phosphatase activity; magnesium ion binding
Source: RefSeq, a predicted model, not a curated record